Varroa destructor (honeybee mite) is the source of this 4292-nucleotide messenger RNA. RefSeq lists its product as uncharacterized. Gene Ontology annotation, cellular component: nucleus. Gene Ontology annotation, molecular function: RNA polymerase II cis-regulatory region sequence-specific DNA binding; DNA-binding transcription factor activity, RNA polymerase II-specific. Lineage: Eukaryota; Metazoa; Arthropoda; Arachnida; Mesostigmata; Varroidae. Gene Ontology annotation, biological process: regulation of transcription by RNA polymerase II; neuron differentiation; cell development. The record is from RefSeq and is a predicted model, not a curated record.
GCCACCGAGUCGUUCGAGUAAAAUCUGAAACGAUGUAGAGUUGGCGGCGUAGUAUGCUCAUGUGGAGGCCAGUCGACGACAUCGUGAAGCUGGACAACUGCAUAGAGUUGAAGCAAGUAGCUAGGAAGCCGCAACAUCCCGUCCGAUCGAACCUGCGAGCGUCUGUCUGUCUGCCUGCCUGCCUGCCUGCCUACCUACCUACCUUCCUUUCUUUCUUUCCGGAUGCCGGUGAUAGCGCACGCCAGCGCUAACAGUCGUCAUCAGUAGCGGCAGCUGGUGUCUGUCUAAAUGUCGUUGCGUGUGUGGGUGUGAGUCGCUGCGCGCCGAGUGGCGAGUGAAGGAAGUGCUUGUCUUGUCGAACACGAUGUAUUCCAUGAUGUUGGACACGAUGAGACGUACUACUAGCCCGCAAUAGUGGUAGUAGUCAUCAUCAGUCGUUGUGAUAGUUCGGCUGCCGCUGCUGCUGCUGCUCCUGCUUCUGCUGUUGUUACCGUAAGCACUAUUGUCGAAUCAGCAAAGCGAGUUACGGAAUUCAGUGCCUUCGUGGCCUGCCUGUCCGUCUAAUCACCGAUUGCGGAACGAACACAUCUAGAGUAGAACCACAGCCACUCUAUUACAAGUGCUAGCUCCACUGCUACAAGUGCUAUGUAAAUACUAGUGAGAAUACAAAGUAGCGAAAGAAGACGUCCUUACCGUAGUCGAUUCUGUAGUUGGAGACAACUCGGGAAAAACGACAAAUCCCGAUCCGAUCACACCAAUAUCUACAGCGGCAAUGAAACAUUGCAGCGAAUCCCCACGAACGCGGUACGCUUGAGACGAACACGAAACAGGAAAAAGCCUAUGCUGAUUGCUACUGCUACUGCUGUUGUUGUUAUUGUUGUUGUUGCUGCUGUUGUUAUUGUUGUUGUUGUUGUUGUUGUUGUUCUUGUUGUUCUUAGUGGUGUUUAUCGCAAUGGUGUCUAUGGCUCGAGCGAUUGCAGGAUUGUGUAACUAAGUUGGCCAGCGAAACCCAAAAGUCAGGAAAGUAGGCAAUCUAUCAGUGAGGUGCUGUUAGAUAUGGCCUUGGAAAGGUGCUUGGCUGUGUGUCAAAAGAGGUGACUAUUCAGCAAAAGGAAACCUUCAGCAUACGUGAUGAUGGUGAAAGCGCUGUAUUCCGGAUAAGUAGACUAAAGAUGCUCUGACGAAUGUAACGGAAAUCGAAGUCUCAGAGGCAGCGACUUAAUAAACAAAUCGAUUAACAAGUGCAGUGAGAUUAAUGGAUGUUUAGCGUAGGGGCACUGAUGUAAUUAUCAGAAUCUGGCAGUAUCCAGCUUAAAUCUCCGUCCAGUGUGAGCAGAUUAUUCAUCCUUUGUUCAGUUGUACAACCGAACCAUAAGUGUCCGAUGUUACGGAAUACUGACAUCGACGAAAGCCUGCGAAAUGUAUAGGAGACCUCAUUUUAAGGCUCGCUGGUAGCAAAUUAUAGUAAAACGUCAGCGCAGAGAUCACUGCAGAACAAGAAGGCACAUCUUACAUUGAAGCAUUAGCACGUAUCUGAAACACGUUUAUCUAUGGUUGGUUGACUAAGUGUAGGUGCAAUAAUACCUGAACCGAAAAUAACUGUUGACGUGGUUUUAUAAGAAGUCGACUGAGACGUAUUAUUUCGCCAGAGUCAUACUCAUUGAUCUGCAGCGUGGACGUGGCUCUGAUCUUGACGUGUCUAUUAAUACUUCUUGUAUUGAAGUGGCGUACUAACAAUUUGUGGAACUCGACAGUGGAUACUCAGCGAAAAGACCAGAAUGAAUGCUGGUUCUCCCAGAUACGGGGGAGGUUGCGAAGGUGGCUCCUCCGUUUAUCCGGUGGUUGGCACCCACCAUGCCACCAUGGGCCAUCACGCUGCUGGUAGUCCGAUGAGUGCACCGAUGUCUACUUCGGGAGGUUUCUAUCCCACGUGCGUAGCCCCCGUUGGACCGUGGACCCCCCCAGGAUCGGAUGGAACAACGUUUGCUCAAGCUCAUAAUCCGUCGUCGGCUCACGCCCUCUCGUACGAUCCUUAUACGGCGGCUACGUUCGCGGUCUACGCUCAACCUUACGGAGGAGCAAAUGGGUAUUCGCCUACAAUGGAUGCUGCGGCGCGUCGGAAAAAUGCGACCCGCGAAACGACAAACACGUUGAAAGCGUGGCUCUACGAGCAUAGGAAGAACCCGUAUCCAUCAAAGGGCGAGAAGAUUAUGCUUGCCAUUAUCACCAAGAUGACAUUAACUCAGGUGUCCACAUGGUUUGCGAACGCGCGACGACGCCUCAAAAAAGAAAACAAAAUGACGUGGGAGCCCCGAAAUAAACCCGCAGAGAGCAAUGCUGGGACUGGAAAUGGAGGAGGAGACUCGGAGGGAAAAACUCGAACUGACGACGAAAACGAUGUUGGCGGCGGCGGCGGCGGCGGCGGCGGCGACGGCGACGACGACGACGACGACGACGACGAUGAUGAUCUAAACGAUGACGAGCGAGAGCAUGACAAUGAAGCAGUGAAGAUUGGAGGAUCAGGGAGGGAAGUCGCCAGUGGAUCGGCAGCGCCUUCUGCUGGCAUGAGUGCCGUCGGACCAGCCGAUUUGAGAAUUUCCGUUGACACUACCCAUCAUGGUGGCGACCAUAGCCAUCGGAACGAGAGAACAAUGAUUAACCGGAUAAAAGAAGAUCACAAGGAUCAGCUGUCUUCGAAUGACCAUGAUUCGAUCCGGAGCGACUCUGGUGCUUAUUUGAGAUCGAGAAUAGGCUUGGAUAAUAAGCCAAUAGUUCCUCCGUCUACACUGUUUGAAUCUGAAUCGGCCAUAGGAGUUCCUUACAAUCGAUGCUUCGCGUCGCCUGGGCUUGGGAUCGCUGGAGCCCUUCCUGGCGUCCCUCAAGGUUCUACCGGCCCCAUUCCUGGUCCUUACAGUAGUAGUCCCGUACCAGCCGGACUUACCGCUGCAAUGUCAACCUUGUGUAAUAUCCCUAGUGGAGUGCCUAUGUCAAUUCCCUCGUCGGAGCAAACCAGUCUACCUAAACCGAAAAUCUGGUCCCUUGCACACACAGCAGCUCACCCUCAUCCAGAUCAGCUGGACUAUACGCCUGUUAGGUAUGGCUACGGAACGGACGGUGGCUAUUUUAGUCCACCGCCUGAAGCAUUUGUACCGCACGCGUCUCCGAAAUAUCUCUCUGCAACCACACAAGUGCCGCAGCGGUAUCACAGUCCUAAUUUGCAACAGGGCCAAUGGUCCCCACCAGCGGCAGGUCGUUGAUGUCCGCACGCAGUUUGGCAAAGUAAUACUAUAUUCGUAUUGUGAAACAAUUUUAACGACCAUUACAUUUUAUGAUACAGAACUGUGUUCUCUAGAUUCGGUGAGUAUCUCCGGUACCCCACGCAUUGUUCCUGUCCCUCGUAGAAGGAAAGCGGAUCUCUAAUGGCUAAGGCUUUCUAUUGCCCCCAGGACGUGGGUGUACAAAAUAGGAUUCUCUUACAGAUGAUCCCAACGGAAAUCUGACUACGCCACAGGUUGUACAGUGAUUGUACUAUUAUGGAUAGGUCUGAUAGUACGAUAGAAGUCGACACAUUUCCACAUUCGCUCAAUCCGUGCUACCAAAUCUGUUUUAAUAUGAUCCUAAUAACGUACCUAUCUUUAGCAUUAUUUGAAAUUGUGAACAGCUUAAAACAUGAAUGAGAAGGACCAAAGAGCAAGCAGACAGGUAGUCCUAGAUACAUUAUGGGAAACUGCUAUUGUCCGAGAAGAAAUAAUCGGUGGUGCAGAUAACAGAGCUGGCUCAAUUAAUAACGGUAUUCGCUUAAUACACGUCUACUAGAACGGUGUGUUCAUGGAAUAAAAACUGUAGCUUCGUUCAAUGAUGACUACCGAUAUUUUUAGCGUGCUCGCUGAUGAGCCAAGCUUAAGUCGAUUUGAUACACCGAAGGGAUUGUUUCAGCGGGAGGAGCCUCAAACGCACUGAGAUAUCCGAUAAACAAAGCGCAUAGGUAGAUAUUUGCGUACACAAUUGAUUAAGAUAGUACGCUCCAUAUUUAUAUGGUACAGUGACUAAGCGUGCUGGUGCCCGCUGACGAGACGCGAUCGCUGCUGCGUUACAAUGGCUACUAGUCAGCUUAUUUGGCCAAACGAUGUCCUUUAUGACUGGUUGCUGCUAGCGAAGUGCGAGCUCGUCGGACUGCCGCGCUGAAAGCCGACGGGCAAGCGAUUCAAGCUUAGAGAUAAACUAUGUACAUAACAAGCUUUCAACUGAACUUAUCAGAUUAUAUAUAUAUAUACGUAGGUUAACGUAAUCGA